Messenger RNA from Platichthys flesus (European flounder), 811 nucleotides. RefSeq names its product large ribosomal subunit protein eL19-like. Gene Ontology annotation, biological process: translation. The record is from RefSeq and is a predicted model, not a curated record. Gene Ontology annotation, cellular component: cytosolic large ribosomal subunit; ribosome. Gene Ontology annotation, molecular function: structural constituent of ribosome; RNA binding. The coding region runs from base 150 to 743 and encodes 197 amino acids. NCBI's taxonomy places the organism in Eukaryota, Metazoa, Chordata, Actinopteri, Pleuronectiformes, Pleuronectidae. The transcript is spliced from 6 exons.
CGAAGCUUCAGUGUUUACGAUCACAAAUCAAACCUACCUAUAUUCAUAAUUUUCUGAUAUUGUUAAUUGAUUCACCCACGUUAUUGUCCUUAUAAUAGCAAGUCCCCGGACUUCCGGUUUCUUCAGUUUCUCAGUAGCUAGCGGCAGCCAUGAGCAUGCUCAGGCUCCAGAAGCGCUUGGCGUCCAGCGUCUUGCGUUGUGGCAAAGGGAAGGUUUGGCUAGACCCCAACGAGACCAAUGAGAUUGCGAACGCAAACUCUCGCCAGCAGAUCAGAAAACUGGUGAAGGAUGGCUUGAUCAUCAGGAAACCUGUGACGGUCCAUUCCCGUGCUCGCUGCCGCAAGAACACGCUGGCACGCCGCAAGGGACGUCACACUGGUUAUGGUAAGAGAAAGGGUACAGCCAAUGCUCGUAUGCCAGAAAAGCUGUCCUGGAUGAGGCGCAUGAGAAUCCUGCGUCGUCUUCUUCGUCGCUACAGGGAGUCCAAGAAGAUUGACAGGCACAUGUACCACAGUCUCUACCUGAGGGCCAAGGGUAAUGUCUUCAAAAACAAGCGCAUCCUGAUGGAGCACAUCCACAAGCUGAAGGCCGAUAAGGCUCGCAAGAAGCUUCUCUCUGACCAGGCUGAGGCUCGCCGCUCAAAGACAAAGGAGGCCCGCAAACGCCGAGAGGAGCGUAUCCUGGCCAAGAAAGAAGAGAUGCUCAAGACCUUGGCAGAGGAGGAAGAAGCAACAAAGAAGUGAAUCUAAAUGGAUUUUUCUUUCGGUCUCAGAUUCCCUGUUUUGUUGGUUAAUAAAUUUGGACAAAUGUA